Phytophthora nicotianae INRA-310 is the source of this 4808-nucleotide messenger RNA. Its product is annotated as Atypical/PI3K/PI4K protein kinase. The transcript has 2 exons. NCBI's taxonomy places the organism in Eukaryota, Oomycota, Peronosporomycetes, Peronosporales, Peronosporaceae. Gene Ontology annotation, biological process: phosphatidylinositol phosphate biosynthetic process; phosphatidylinositol-mediated signaling. The coding region runs from base 174 to 4340 and encodes 1388 amino acids. The record is from RefSeq and is a predicted model, not a curated record. Gene Ontology annotation, cellular component: membrane; cytoplasm. Gene Ontology annotation, molecular function: metal ion binding; 1-phosphatidylinositol 4-kinase activity.
AGUAAUGUGGUCACAAUCAAACGUCCGACCUGGGUUGUCUUCACGUUGAGCCGCAGUUCAUCUUGUCGACGGUGGCGUCACAAUCGCUCCGGUAGACCAAGUCAUAAGCUCAUCGCGUGUAAACCUAUCGAGCCACACGCCUCUGCCAACCUUCGACUGUAUAUGACAGCAGCAUGACCGGGGAGACAGAGGAGUUACCACGGACGCCCGUGAACCCAUCAGAGGCCGGAGAAGGAUCUCAAUGUGCCGACGCUGCAGCGACUAACGACAACUUGCAAUCACCGGCGGCCAGUCGGUCUGCUCCGCCAUCCACACGGGCAGCAGACGCUGAGAAUCGCAGCUCGUCCCCGUCCAUGGGUCCGCCCAUGUCCGAGAGCGCCAUGUCGUCAUCUCUGGAGCUGCUGGGACCACUGGGCGUCGAGCGCGACGGGCUGGGUAUUAAAGGGUAUCUGAGCAUGCGUGACGAGGGUGUGACGUACCACCGCAUGAAGCGCUUCUACUGCCGCUGCGUGGGUGUCAACUUCUCGCGCUUCGCGUCUCGAGACGCAGCCUCUGCUAUGAUUGCGGCGCUAUUUAGUGCCGAGGUUCAGAAGGUUGAAGCAUGGGACGGCAAGGGUCUUUGGCACACAUACCGCCAUUCGUUUAAGCUAUCGUUCACGUCAGGCGUCGUGUUUAAUGUAGACGCCGACUCGGAGGAGGACAAACGUCAGUGGAUCGAGUACAUCGAGACGGCUCUGAAAGGAACGGAGGCAGCAGUCGAAAAGUGGAGUGCGCAUGCCUCAGUGAGCCCUAACAUCAUGGAACUAACACCUGGCGGUCUUGCGUUUGCUGAGAAGAAAUGCAGCCCGCCCAAGUUUAAAAAUGAUACGACGUGUUGUCACCCAGGUUGCCAUGUACGAUUUGACAGCACCGGGAAGAGACAGCAUCACUGUCGGAAUUGUGGAGGAUCUGUGUGCUCGGACCACAGCUCGCGGUUUGCCAUGCUUCGACAUUUCCACAUGAAUCACGCAGUGCGUCUGUGCAUGGGCUGUUAUCGUGUACAGCGCUUUGUGUUGUGGCUCGAGAUGCUAUUACAGCGUCUUAGCAUUUCCCAAACAGAGGAAGAUGGGAUACGAAAGCCCACUCUGUCUAAGGCUGACGAAGAAGAAGUGGAAGCUUUGUUUGCGAUCUUUGGAGACGAUGCCUUUGGCAUUUCGGAUGUAAUUCAGGUUCUUCAUUUGCAUCGCCAUGGGUGCGAUGAAGCGUACGCUUACGCUGUGAACAAACUACUGGAACUUUCGGCCACCAAUCUCGCGGAUUUUGAGUUCUUUCUACCGCAAAUAUUUCACAUGUGGCUAACAGUGGACUGGACGAACAACAAUAUUAAAGCGGCACUGCUAUUCCGAGUAAUUUGUUAUGCGACUCAGUUGCACAUUCGCCUAGCUACAGCUAUCUACUGGCUAACCCGCGCAGCAAUCGACGACAGCUGUGGCUGGGGCUUCGGGCAGUCGGAGUUGUAUGUACCCGACUUCCUGUAUCGGAAGAUGAGCAUGUGUAAGUUAUUGAUGAUCAACGUGGAGAUGCAGAUUUCCCAUGGCGACUGGUCUUUUGAAACAGACAAGGAUUUACCGGCUUCGACGGAGCAAAUUGCCAUCAUUAAGUGCUUGUUCGAUCGCCUGUUAAUUCUCGUCCACACAAACACGAAGGCCACGAUUCCGCUUGGUGCAAUUUGUGAAACUAUCAGUGGUUGCUCGAUCCCUCGGGAAUUUUUACUUCCUAGCGAUGCACUGUUAGAUGAUUCUCAUCGCGAUAACGGAGAGGAACGUCGUAUCUUUACCACGCAGAUCCAGUUCAUCGAGGAGCUGUGCGCAAUGACUGAAAGACUGAGAUUCUGUGCUCCUCACGAGCGUAAGAAAGCUUUAAGGAAUGAACUUCAGAAGAUUCAGCUACCAGAAGGGGCUUUUUGCCCACUAGGCUCAUGUGAGCAUCCACUUCAACGGCUCCUCACGAUUGCAAAAGAAGAAGGAACGGUUUUCACUACGAGGGCUCGUGCGCCUACACUCAUUUUCUUCGAAGUUGCAAGGCUAACGACAGCAUGCGAAAAGAAUGCGUGGUUACACCGUGGUAGAUCUCUUACGUUCGGCAUCCAACACAACAAGGACGAGGAGAUUAUUGACGUUAACGGGCUUGAAGUGCUGGUUCCUGCCUCUGAAGCCGAAGUAGCGAAAGAUGCCAUUGAAAUGGCCACAAGCAGCGAAAUUGCUCAAGUGAUUGCGAUGGAUACUUUUUCUGGUGACGAGGAUGAGCAGGACAAUGCUGACCCUACUGACGAAAAGAAUGUACCAAAGAGCCCAGGAGACGAAUCAUCAUCAGACAGUGACGAUGACGAUAGCGAAAAGGAGGAGCUAAGAGAUCGGGUUUUCUCUGACCCUCCACCACCUCUCGUUGCCCUGGCUCGAGCAGUGGGCGGUAAGAAAAAGCGAAGUCGCCGUGGCCGAUCUGGUUCGCUAAUGAACUCGACCACAAAGUCGCUGGACUCUAUCAUUGCAUCAUGCGCUGAUACGAUCAAGAUUCGACGAAAGCGCUCAAUCAGUGAGGGUUCUGGGUUCAGCGGGCUUGAGAAAUCGCAGCCUAACAAUCUGAGUGCAAUGCCGAGUGAGAUCGAAAACUUCACAGACGAUCAGUUGAUCUCCAUGGCCCAAAACAUGGAGAUAAGUAUGAUGGAAAGUAACCCCUCUGGACAUGGUGCUUUUACGGGCAAGCAGAUCGUUGACUGGAUGACAAAAAACGAGAUAGUAUCAGAUAAAGCACACGCGUUGUGGCUUGGUAGUGAACUGCUUCGCUGCGGCGCUCUGGAGAAGACUUCGCUCUCAUCCAAUUCAUUCAGUGGUUUUGCGGCUAAUGAUGAGACAUCGUAUCGGUUGAAGAGUGAAUCGAGCGCAGUUUUCCGAUCCCUUGAGCGUCGUCAUACGCUGCAAUACGAUGCUCCGCCGGUGUUAGAGCAGUCACCGCGAUCAACACAAGAAUUAAUCUCGGAGUCCAGCGAUCGGGAGAAGUCUAUGACUCGCACAUCGUCGCGUCUAACGUUGAAACCCCAAGAAACGAAGGUGGACAUUGCUGGCUUAGCCGAUGCCGUCGAUGCCAACUUGACAGGGGCAACUACUGAAAGUGCCCCGACUUCGUCCUCAAAAGCUUCAAGACCACUCCAGGAAUACCUCGCAGGCUCCUCUGACGAUAGACGUUCAAUUGCUUCGAACGUCCACGGUGGCUCGUUCAUUUUGAAAUUCGACCCAGACGUAGCUGUUGCAGCCAUGAACUCGGUGGAGCAAGCAAUGCAGCAAUAUGUUCUCCUGCAAGAGGAUGUAGCGAACACUGCCCAACUAAGCGAAGACCUCCGCGUACUUAAGGAGCAGCUGAGUAUUGUGUACGAAUAUGUCAUCGAGAAACGGAAGCGUCUUCACGUUGCGGUGGAAUCAGCAUUUGGAGAAAGCUUUGAAGAGAAAAAAGAGCGCUUGCGCGAAAUGUCAUCCCACGUGGUGGCAUCAGAGGCAAAGGAUUGGGACUGCAUCGCGUUCAUCGUGAAAUCUAAUGACGACUUGCGGCAAGAAGUUUUGUGUCAGCAGAUCAUUCGUCAACUUCAAGAUAUUUUCCACAGCGCGAACUUGCCUCUUCGGCUGUUGCCGUACGAGAUCAUUGCGACUUCGGCGUCUACCGGAAUGAUUGAGUACGUCAAGAAUGCGGUGUCUCUUGAUGCUUUGAAGAAGAGGGACAACUACACCACGCUAGCGGACCAUUUCCUGAAAACCUACGGCCAGGCGGAUUCUGCGGCUUACAAGACAGCAAUGACGAACUUUGUGCGGAGCAUGGCUGCGUAUUCUUUGGCAUGCUACUUCUUGCAAAUAAAAGACCGGCACAACGGCAACAUUAUGAUCGACAGCGACGGUCACGUGAUCCAUAUCGACUUCGGCUUUAUCCUCGGCAUCGCUCCUGGUGGUCGGUUUAGUCUGGAGACAGCUCCUUUCAAGCUCACAGGCGAAAUGGUUGACGCGAUGGGAGGAACUCAGUCGGACUAUUUCAAGGCCUACGUCAUAUUCCUCAUCCAAGGCUUUUUGGCUCUACAGCAACACGCCGAUACCAUUCUGAUGAUGAUCGCCAUCAUGGCGCAAGAGUCGUCUUGCCCAUGCUUCCUGUCCCAGAACCCACGAGACAUCUUGAGCGCCACCAAGCAGCUCUUCCGCCUCGACUACAACCAAAGCCAGGUCAUCAAGCAUGUCAUCAGUCUCGUCCGUCGCAGCCACAACAGCUAUCGUACACGCCAGUACGACGUUUUCCAGCGAAUGACAAAUGGCAUUUUGCCCUAAAGCGUAGGAAAGCAAGAAAUCGAAAAUACGAAUAUAUGGAGAGUUAGCCGAUUUUCCCAGUUCACCCCGGCGGUGAUCAGAUACUCCAUCCUUUAUUCCGGGUUGACUUUACGAGGGCGACCACGCGGGCGGCCAGUGGCCGUGCUAGUUUUGGCCUUCGCCUUCUUGGGGGAUGAAAACGGGUUCUUGGACGACUUUUUCAGCUUCGCCACGGGCAUGCUACCAAGCGAAAAGCGAUUCCGCGAGAGGGUCGGCAUCAACACACUAUUGGAUUCCUGCGCUGCAGAAAUUACGACGUGUAACGUUGAGACGCUGGGAUUUACGUGUGCCAAGAUAAUAAGAAUACCACGUACAUUUCUGCGUAAGCUCCGACGAAAGCAUAUCCUGCGAUUCUUCCAGAUCUUGCGAUGUUUCUACUGUGGAAUCGUCGCUCAUGUCAAUCAUGUUUGACUUUUUCUCUUUCUUGAC